CUUCCGGUGCCGUGCACUACCAGCCGGGUGAAUGGCUCUCAGGCGGUUCUGUUAGGAGUCAGUCCCAAACGCUUUCAGACCAAACGUCCUCAAAAUGUCUGUCGGAGAGGGACAGAGGAGACAUUAACGAGCUAAAGUCCGGUUUCAGAACAACGUUUCUUUCACGGACGCAGUGAAUAUAACGUCAUUGUGUUUCUAAAAUGAGUUGUGUGCCGCUGAAGAGGUUCUACAAGGAGCUGCCGGUGUGGGUAGUGGAGGACCACCAUGAUGUGGUGAGUCAUAUCUAUCGUGCCAUUGCAUCAAGACACCUCCCACUGAAGAACAUAAAGAUGGUUCAUUUAGACUCCCACCCUGAUCUGCUCAUCCCGGUCAACAUGGCUGCUGACACCGUCUUUGAUAAGGAGAAACUCUUCAGUGAGUUGAGUAUAGAAAACUGGAUCAUGCCCAUGGUGUAUGCCGGCCAUGUGUCCUGCGUGGCGUGGCUGCAUCCAUACUGGGCCCAGCAGAUCAGAGAGGGAGAGCACCGGAUGUCUGUGGGCAGAGACUCAUCCACCACCACCAUCAGGGUGACCAGCACAGACAACUACUUCCUCAGUGAUGGUCUGUAUGUUUCUGAGGAGCAGCUGGAGAACCCUCAACCACUCAGGCUGAACGUGGUCAAAGUGAACCCCGUCAAAGCCAGUAACAGGUCAACUUCAGGAAGAAAAACAGAAGCGGAUGCAGAGAGAUGGGGUACCAAGAGAGCCCGUACAGAGGAUGAUACAGCUGGGGAAGCCAGCUGCUCUGAGCCCCUCUUAAGAUGCACCGUCACACUGCAGCCAGCAGAUGGCAACAAUGGGACAAGCCUGGGGGGUGACGAUGAUGUGGGAUCCACCAGUUAUGUUGUUAAGAGCAUAUCUGCGUUUCUCAGCGAGACAGAGCCAUACAUCUUGGACAUUGAUCUGGAUUUCUUCUCAUGUAAGAAUCCCUUCAAGGAAUUAUACACACAGGAAGAGUACACCAUCCUUAAGGAGCUCUACAACUUCAGAGGACCCAGCCCUGAUGCUGAUCAGGAGGAGCUUGAUGAGUGUGUGGACCAUCGUGUACAUCAGUUAGAAGACCUGGAAGCAGCGUUUGCUGAUCUGCUGGAGGAUGAUGGAGAAGAGACAGUAAGACGCUGGGCCAGCAACCCUGGCAUGGCUUCAUUAGCCCAACUGGUUUCCAGUUUGAAGUCGAGAAAUGUGUGCCCUGACUAUGAAAUGGUGCAUCAGGCGGGAUUAACCUGUGACUCUGUUGAGCUGCCACACCACAUCAGCAGUGACGAGGAGAUCGACAGACACAUCUCUGCCGUACAGCUGUUUCUGAAGGCUCUGCCCAGACCCACACUGGUUACAAUGUCCAGGUCCAGCCUAGACGAAUACUGCCCAGUAGAGCAGGUGGAUUCAGUCCAGAGCAGAGUACUGGCUGUACUGGAGAGCCUUUAUGGACCGCUGGACUUGCACAAAGACUAUGAAAACAUCAGCACAGAGACUCCAGACUGCCAACCUCAGGCCUCUUAACACACACAUAGACAUUUCACUUUUGGAUUCAGACAACCACAUGAAAAAUAACACACCAGAUGCUGUUAUAGUGAAUUUAUAUGCCAUGUCCAACAGCUGGAACGUGUUAGAACACUGUGAUGUGUUAACGAGAGAAGUGGCCAUUGAAGUUCUCCAUCCUGGAUCUCGUGUUUGACAGAAACUGUGAGAAUCCAGGUUAAAGUCGGUUGAGUGGUGACCGUACAUACUGGUCUGGUGUAGAACUGCAACGAUUAGUUGUCAGCUAUUAAAUGAAUCACCAACUAUUUUGAUAAUCAA
This is a messenger RNA of Dicentrarchus labrax (European seabass), 1835 nucleotides long. It is a transcript of the gene cunh5orf22, whose product is annotated as chromosome unknown C5orf22 homolog. The record is from RefSeq and is a predicted model, not a curated record. Bases 201 to 1538 code for a protein of 445 amino acids. NCBI's taxonomy places the organism in Eukaryota, Metazoa, Chordata, Actinopteri, Moronidae. The transcript is spliced from 10 exons.